Plectropomus leopardus (leopard coralgrouper) is the source of this 630-nucleotide messenger RNA. The record is from RefSeq and is a predicted model, not a curated record. Lineage: Eukaryota; Metazoa; Chordata; Actinopteri; Perciformes; Serranidae.
GUCCUGGAUCAGUUCGAGAGCAGAUCAAGAUGAUCAAUGAGAAGUUUGCUGGAGCAGCUGGCAGCCAGUGGCCCGGACAGGAACCUGGAUCUCUGAGGAGAGACGGGAAAGAGCAGCUUGGAGAUUUCUUUGGAGGAUCAAACUCCUACGCAGAGUGUUACCCCGCUACGAUGGAUGACCUGGCUGUGGACAGUGAUGAGGAGGUGGACUACAGUAAGAUGGACCAGGGUAAUAAGAAGGGUCCUCUGGGUCGGUGGGACUUUGACACUCAGGAGGAGUACUCUGAUUACAUGAACAACAAGGAGGCACUGCCAAAGGCUGCCUUCCAGUACGGCAUCAAGAUGUCUGAGGGCAGAAAGACGCGGCGCUUCAAGGAGACCAAUGAGAAGGCGGAGCUGGAUCGCCAGUGGAAGAAGAUCAGUGCCAUCAUCGAGAAGAGGAAGAAGAUGGAGGCUGAUGGGUGAGUACUUCCUGUUUCCUGUCAGCAUCUACUCAGCCAAUCAGAAGAGGGCGCGGGCAGUGCUCGCCACUUCUGUUAAUGUAUACAACAAACAGUGGACGACAAACAGUAAACAAAGACAUAAACAGUAAACAGUCAAUAAUAAAGAGUAAACAGUCAAUAAUAAAGAG